AUAGAGAAAACACAACAAGUAUUAUUAACUUGGGUAGAGAAGAAGGCAGCCAAGUGAAAAAUAAAGGAAAACAAGUCAUGCCUUACACUGAAAAGGAGAAUAUUAAAAAACUAGCUAAGGAG
Molecule: messenger RNA, 122 nt
Organism: Racocetra fulgida
Lineage: Eukaryota; Fungi; Glomeromycota; Glomeromycetes; Diversisporales; Gigasporaceae
Source: the annotation of a GenBank genome assembly